AUGAAAAAUCUCUACUUCCAAGUUACUGCCAUAGUUAUAGGGCUUUGCUUUAUGGGAAAAACAACAAAUCUAUCGAGAAAAAGCAAUAUUUUCCUCAGUUCUGAGUGCCAGUGGGAUAGGUAUCUUCUGGCAAACCGUUCGACAGGACACACACCACAGACAGCAGACACAGCAGACAUAAGCUUCUGUUUCUGUAGCGUUCUCUUCCAGUCUUACACCAAAAAAGAAUGGAAAAUAAAGCACCUGAGCCUCAGUAACAACCUCAUAUCAAAAAUGACCUUAAGCUCUUUUGCAUAUUUGCACUUGUUGGAAAUACUGAACCUCAGCAACAAUGGCAUGCGCUCUCUCUCAGUGGAUCUACCCCUGCCUCCCUCCUCAGGAAGAAAGCACCACAGAACCAACUUCUACAAUGGAUUCCCACAUCUAAAGGUGCUAAUUCUUCAAAGAAAUAGACUCAGUGGCACUCCCAAGGGACUAUGGAAACUGAAGUCAUUGCAGAGUUUGGAUCUGUCAUUCAAUGGAAUAUUGCAAAUUGAGUUCUCUGAUUUUCAGAGCUGCCUGAAACUGGAGAACAUCUAUUUAAAGAGCAACAAGAUAUUCAAAAUUCAUCCAGAAGCCUUCAAGGACCUCAAAAAAUUACAGGUUGUAGAUCUCAGUGGCAAUGCUCUGACCACCCUCCUACCAGUGGUGAAUAUGGCUCUACAAUUUCCCCACCUGGAGCUUGACUUGACUGAUAACCAAUGGAGGUGUGAGGACAGCAUUGUGGAUCUCCAAAAUUUCACUUCUGAAUCCUGGAGGGAAAAGUGGGAUGUCAUUUGCAACAAGUCUGUAGGGAACAAAGAGCCACAUUUGGAAACUCCCAAAAUCAGAAUUCCCAGGGACACGCACCUUCCUCCCACUACGCUGAGUCACAUCCAGAGCAAAGCAGAGAGACACCAUGAAGGAAUGGACACACACUUUUCCACCCUGGGGAAGGAGGCAUGGGCAGGCUACAACAAUCUCAGGGAGAUGCGGCCACAGUGGGCCACAGAACUCAGAAACCCCAGGGCUGAACAAGCCACUAACAGAAAGGAUGAUGAUUCCUCAAACCUCACGUUGGCCAUCUGCCUGUCAGUGUUAAUCACAUUUGUGGUGGCUUUUUGCCUGGGUGCUUUUGCAAGGCCCUAUGUUGACACACUGUGGCAACAAAGAUGCCUGAAUGAAAACCCUGGCUCAGGUAAUGCCUAUUCAAAUGAGAGUUUCUAUGAUGAAAUUGAUGCUGCUAGAAGCACACAGGAGCACCAAGCAAUAGAUCUGCACCAAGUCUCCCACCAUCCAAACCUCCACGAGAACCAGAACGCUUCCUGGGUGACACAGUAGUGCCCAAAUACCACUGUCAUUCCUGAAAAGGCUCUAAGAAACAGCAGAACGGAUCCUGGCAGUCAGCAGAGUUCAGUGCAAUAUGAGGACAACAUUGGAGCAGGAAGUAGAGAUGACGCCAUGCUUCAAAAUGGCCAACUAGCCCAUUCCACUCUCCACAGACAUCCAAAUGCCAAUAAUCACAAACUAAUUUCCACAGUGCUGGACCACACCUAUGAUAUUCUUGAAGAAUUAAAUUAUGACACUGUGGACCGGGAAUAUUCUCUCCAUGCGGGUUCAAUGAAUGGCUUUUCCAUAGCUGGCCCACUGGGAACUGUCUCUAGCUCCACCCAUAAUGAAUGGGGUGAAUUAGAACUAUCACACUCAAGAGAAGCGUCAGCCUCCCUCUCGAAGACUUUAGCACAUACAAACGAACAGGGGGUUGGGGGGAGUGAAGAAAGAGGGUGGCCUGAACAGUCACCUUUGGAAACUAUGGGCUCACAGACAGAAAGGCAGGCGAGCAAUACUAUCAGCUGGCUGAGCACACAGCAGCCAAGGUUCCAUGGGGCCAGUGCUGAAGAAGGGCUCUCAGCCCUCUACAGUGAGGUUCCGCACGAUGACCCAAGAGAUGUAGAUCCACCUGCCCUUCUAUCAAGAUGGUGCAGUGGCUCUGAUGUCUCUCCUGCUACUAAGGAGCCAGGGAUGAGAGACAUCCCUUUUGACCCUCAUUACAACUUGGAGACCAAUUACUGUGAGUCUGAUUCUGAUGAGGGUUCUUUGUUUACCUUCAGUUCAGAGGGUUCUGAGGACACAAGGAGCUUGACUGAAGAGCAGGCACCUGGCAAGAAUAUUGGAGCCCACCAGACCCUGCACGUCAGGACCUCAGGAGACUAUAAGGACAAUGUGACAUCAGCAGAAAGUGUUGAGGCCAUCACUUUGGAAAGGACUCUAGAGAAAUAUGAAACUCAGGAAGAUCACUCUGGAAACCCUCUCAUUUCUGGUUCAGACUCUGGUUUGCAUGAGACGCAGCUGGAAAUUAUGUCUAACACCAGUGAAUCCCAGAAUCCAUUAACCCGGCCCAGAUCCCCAGACUGUAGACCUUUACAUCCUGAGACCCCAGACACAUUUGUAUGUGAUUACGACAUAAUGCUCCAGUCCCAAGCAGUAGACUGCCAUUGCUCACUUAAAGACUUAGAGUUUCCAAAUGUGGGCACUUCACCACCAUCAUCAGCACAUUCUGCUGAAGAUCCCUCAGAUCCUGGAGCCUUCCACCAAAGAGAUGUAAAUAUUU
Nannospalax galili (Upper Galilee mountains blind mole rat) is the source of this 2629-nucleotide messenger RNA. It is a transcript of the gene Lrrc66, whose product is annotated as leucine rich repeat containing 66. NCBI's taxonomy places the organism in Eukaryota, Metazoa, Chordata, Mammalia, Rodentia, Spalacidae. The record is from RefSeq and is a predicted model, not a curated record. Gene Ontology annotation, molecular function: protein binding.